UGCCGUUUUUGUGUCAAGCCACAGCUCCACAGCAGCUCUCAGCGCGGCACUGAGCCGAUGGAGCUUCGGGUGAACCCCGAUGGCUGCCAGCGCUUCGAGGCCAACAUCUUCAGGAGAGAGCGCUGCAAGCAUUGCGGGCACCCCUGGCACGCGCACCUCGGCGCCAUCGACGCGGACCAGCUCGCGCGGUUCCAAAGCAGCCGCGCGAGCGGAGGCGGCGGAAGCGGAAGCGGGCCAAGCGGCAAGGCCAAGGCCAAGCCAAAGGCAGCGCCACGUGCGGAGUGGCUCUUCGAGGAUGCGGACGAGGGCGGCAGCGGCAGCGACGGGGAGUUCCGGAUGCUGGCGGGCGAGGACUUGGAGCUGGUGGCGCGGCCCCGCAGCUCCUCCUCCUCCGUCAAGAUCGUGAACUUGGUGGACUUCGGGGAGUGCAACCCGCCGCGAGAGGGCCUCGCUAGUGCCAGCGAUGCCAGUCACUCGUCCAGCAGAGGCGCAGCGCCCGGCUUCACCAUGCCCAUGAGGUCCAAAGGUGACGUGCUCCUGGAGGAAGUGCACUUCCUCCGGCAAAUGCUGGCGGACAGCAACGAGGAGAAACGCAUCCAGGUGGCCAUCGUCCGGGACGAGGUCGCGGAGAAGCAGCGCGUCAUCGAUGAGCUGCGGCACCAGGCGGCCGUGGCCGAGGCGAGGUUGCAAGCGCUGCGCACCAGCGGCGAGGUGGUGCAUGUGGUCUCUGUCCGAGGCAGCCUGCAGGGCUGGGAGGAGGCGAAACAGCAGGCUGCCUGCCUCAAGCAGAGAUGCGAUGAGCUGGAGGCGGCCGGCAAGCAGCAGGAGGCAGAGGUGGUGCGACUCAAAGGCAAGCUGGACUUUUGGGAGGCGUCAGAAGAAUCCCUGGCCGAUUUGAGCAGCGAGCCCGCAGUGGUCGCCUGGGACUCGGCCCUGCGAGAGGCGACGCAGCGGUCCCUGCAGCGCCUGGCGGAUCGUCGCCUGGCGCUGCGCGUCGCCAGCUGCAAGGAAGUAACCGUGUGCAAGAUCUGCUACGACCGUCAGGUCUCCUGCGCGCUGCUGCCGUGCAGGCACCACGCCUUCUGCACGCCCUGCGCCGAGCGCGUGGAGCAAAGCCGCGACCAGGCGUGCCCCAUUUGCCGCACGGCGGUGACUGGGCGCUUCGAGACCUUCAUCAGCUGAGCCGGUUUGGUGCGAGUGCGGAGCCAGUGGUGGGUGAUCAUAUCGGGGGUUUGUUUGACCACUG
Messenger RNA from Effrenium voratum, 1246 nucleotides. The record is from the annotation of a GenBank genome assembly. NCBI's taxonomy places the organism in Eukaryota, Dinophyceae, Suessiales, Symbiodiniaceae.